This is a messenger RNA of Cryphonectria parasitica EP155, 1182 nucleotides long. RefSeq names its product Diphosphomevalonate decarboxylase. The coding region runs from base 1 to 1182 and encodes 393 amino acids. Gene Ontology annotation, cellular component: cytosol. The record is from RefSeq and is a predicted model, not a curated record. The transcript has 2 exons. Gene Ontology annotation, molecular function: diphosphomevalonate decarboxylase activity; ATP binding. Gene Ontology annotation, biological process: isopentenyl diphosphate biosynthetic process, mevalonate pathway; isoprenoid biosynthetic process. NCBI's taxonomy places the organism in Eukaryota, Fungi, Ascomycota, Sordariomycetes, Diaporthales, Cryphonectriaceae.
AUGGCAGAGAACAAAGUGUAUCGCGCGAGCACCACUGCUCCAGUCAACAUUGCUGUUGUCAAGUACUGGGGCAAGCGUGAUGCCAAGCUUAACCUGCCAACCAACUCCUCCCUCUCCGUCACCCUGUCGCAGUCCGACCUCCGCACCCUGACCACCGCCUCCUGCAGCGCUUCUUACCCCGCUGGCGAAGACUCCCUCCUCCUCAACGGCUCGCCUUCUGAUGUGACCGGUGCACGGACCCAGGCAUGCUUCCGUGCCCUCCGUUCCCGCCGCGCCGCGAUCGAGGCAGCUGACCCGUCCCUGCCGAAACUGUCUGCCAUGCCCCUCCGUCUCGUCUCCGAGAACAACUUCCCCACCGCCGCCGGUCUCGCUUCCUCUGCCGCCGGCUUUGCUGCCUUCGUUCGCGCCGUUGCCGACCUGUAUGAGCUCCCCGAUUCACCAGCUGAGCUCAGCCUGAUCGCCCGCCAGGGGUCCGGCUCCGCCUGCCGCAGCCUCUUCGGCGGGUAUGUGGCAUGGAGGAUGGGCUCUCUGGAGGACGGUUCUGACUCUCUGGCCGAUCUUGUUGCCGAGGCCUCACACUGGCCAGAGAUGCGCGCUCUGAUACUGGUCGUCUCGGCCGCCAAGAAGGGCGUCAGCUCGACCAGCGGCAUGCAGCAGACCGUCGCCACCUCGGGCCUCUUCAAGCAGCGCGUUGCCGAAGUAGUGCCCAAGAACAUGGAUCUGAUGGAGAAGGCCAUCAAGGACAAGGACUUUGCGCUGUUUGCCGAGGUGACGAUGCGUGACUCCAACUCGUUCCACGCGAGCUGCGCCGACACAUAUCCGCCCAUCUUUUACAUGAAUGAUGUGUCGAAGGCGGCUGUCAGGGCGGUCGAGAAGAUCAACGAGGCUGCCGGGCGGACCGUGGCAGCAUACACCUUUGAUGCAGGUCCCAACUGCGUGGUGUACUACCUCGAGAAGGACGAGGCUGCCGUGGUCGGGUCAUUCUACAAGGUGCUGGGAACGGAGGUGAGCGGCUGGAAGGCAAAUGCCGCUGGUCACUCGACGGACAUUGUCCUUGAAGAACCAGUCGCGGACACGCUCAAGACGGGCGUCUCGAGGGUCAUCAUGACUGGCGUCGGAGAGGGACCUCAGAAGACGGACGAAUACCUGGUCACGGAGAAUGGAGAGCUGGUCAAGCGGUGA